Carica papaya (papaya) is the source of this 3013-nucleotide messenger RNA. RefSeq names its product putative methyltransferase PMT24. Gene Ontology annotation, cellular component: cytoplasm; trans-Golgi network; endosome. The record is from RefSeq and is a predicted model, not a curated record. Lineage: Eukaryota; Viridiplantae; Streptophyta; Magnoliopsida; Brassicales; Caricaceae. Gene Ontology annotation, molecular function: methyltransferase activity.
AAAACCAAGUGACAUGUGAUGGCUUUGUAAAUAGAUCUUUCGGAGUCCAAAUGUUGGAUCAAAAGAUGGCGUAGACCUUAGCUGUCCAAUGGAAAAUAUCCUAUAAAAACUCUGCUACUUUUGAGCACCCACAUGCCACUCUGAGAGUGAGGAUCAGCCUAAUUUUCUAGCUUCCCCGUUCCCACUCUCGUCCCCCUUUAAUUUGCCCUACUCAACUAUAUGUCUCUUUGUUCCUUCUGAUUUCUGUCUGGCUCAUCAACUGAGUUGUGUAUAAUUAUCUGGACUUUGGCUUCAUGGCUACUGGGAAAUAUUCCCGGGUAGAUGGGAGGAGGUCAUCAGGUUAUUGUUCAACAAUUAUUACAGUUGCACUUGUUGCAGUUUGUUUAGUUGGGGUAUGGGCGCUUAUGACUUCAUCAGUUUCCUCAGUUCAGAACUCAGACGUGCCAUCCGAGGAAACUACACAUGAGGUCAAGCAUACAGUUGAAGAGAGUGAUUCUAAGUCUUUUAAAGACAACUCUGAUAGUUUGCCAGACGAUGCGACAAAAGAAGAUAGCCCUGAGGAGAAAGUAGCAUCAGGCACCACUGACGAGGAAAAUUCAGCUGAGCAAAAGCCAGAUGAAAUUUCUUUGAGGGGAGAUUCUGACGAGAAGACUGAAUCCCAAGAGGAACAAAAAAAUCUGAGUGAAAAUGAUGGAAAUGAAAAAACUGAAGAUGGAGAAUCGAGUUCAGGGGAUGGAGAGAGAAAUUCAGAAACUGGAGAAGGAGAAAGCGGGGGAGGGAAUGAAAAAGAGCAAACUGAACUGGAGGAGAAACCAGGUGAAAAUAAAUCUGAGUUAGAUGAGGAUGAGAAGAACACAGAGGUAGGGGAGAGUUCAGAUGGAAUAAAGCAGGAUGAUGAAAAGGCUAGUGAAACGGAGGAAAAUCCAGAGUCUUCAGAGCAAAACAACAGGGAGACUAACAGUGAAAGUGAAGGAAGUGAUAAGGCUUCAGGUGAGCUUUUUCCUGCUGGUGCCCAAGCAGAGCUUUUAAAAGAAUCUAAUACUGAUAGUGGGUCGUGGUCAACUCAAGCAGUGGAGUCACAGAACGAGAAGAAAUCACAAGAGUCAUUGAUAUCUAACAAUCAAAAUGGCUCUGGGUGGAAACUGUGCAAUACCACUGCUGGGCCAGAUUACAUCCCCUGCCUCGACAACUGGCAGACUAUUAAAAAGCUUCACAGUACGAAACACUAUGAACAUCGAGAGAGGCACUGUCCUGAUGAAGCUCCUAGCUGUCUUGUUCCUCUGCCCGAAGGAUAUAAGCAGUCAAUUAAGUGGCCUAAAAGCAGGGAAAAGAUAUGGUACUACAACAUUCCCCACACCAAGCUUGCACAGGUAAAGGGGCACCAAAACUGGGUCAAAGUUACUGGUGAAUACCUUACUUUCCCUGGUGGUGGAACUCAGUUUAAACAUGGUGCUCUUCAUUACAUUGAUUUCAUUGAGAAUUUGCUUCCUGAUAUUGCAUGGGGAAACAGGACUCGUGUGAUAUUGGAUGUUGGGUGUGGUGUAGCCAGUUUUGGAGGUUAUCUUUUUGAAAAAGAUGUUCUUGCAAUGUCAUUUGCUCCCAAGGAUGAGCAUGAGGCCCAAGUUCAGUUUGCACUUGAACGUGGAAUUCCUGCCAUAUCAUCUGUUAUGGGAACCAAGAGGCUGCCUUUCCCUAGUUCUGUCUUUGACGUUGUCCACUGUGCACGUUGCAGGGUUCCUUGGCAUAUUGAAGGUGGCAAACUUCUCUUAGAACUGAAUCGCGUCUUGCGACCUGGUGGUUACUUUGUCUGGUCUGCUACUCCAGUUUACCAAAAGCUUCCAGAAGAUAUUGGCAUUUGGAAAGCAAUGUCUAAGCUAACAAAGUCAAUCUGCUGGAAACUGGUGGUGGUUGGAAAGGACCAACUGAAUGGUGUUGGUGCGGCAAUAUUUCAAAAGCCAACUUUCCAAAAGUGCUACAAGAAAAGGCCUCAAAAUGAGCCUCCACUUUGUGAAGAAUCCGACGAUUCUAAUGCUGCCUGGAAUGUACCACUUCAGGCAUGCAUGCAUAAAGUGCCAGAAGAUGCGUCAAAGCGAGGAGCUUCUUGGCCCGAGCAAUGGCCACUGCGGUUGGAGAGACCACCCUACUGGUUGAAUUCUCAAGUAGGAGUUUAUGGGAAAGCAGCUCCAGAAGAUUUUGCUGCUGACUACAAGCACUGGAAAAAUGUUGUUUCAGAAUCUUAUUUGAAUGGGAUGGGAAUCAGUUGGUCUUCCGUAAGGAAUGUCAUGGACAUGAGAGCUGUAUAUGGAGGGUUUGCUGCAGCACUGAAGGACAUGAAAGUAUGGGUCAUGAAUGUUGUUCCAAUUGAUUCACCUGACACACUUCCUAUAAUAUAUGAACGGGGCUUAUUUGGAAUAUAUCAUGAUUGGUGUGCAUCAUUCAGUACCUACCCCAGAACUUAUGAUCUUCUUCAUGCUGAUCAUCUCUUCUCCAGUCUCAAGAAAAGAUGCAAUUUAGUGCCUGUAAUUGCAGAAGUUGAUAGGAUUUUGAGGCCAGAAGGAAAGCUGAUCGUGAGGGACAAUGUUGAAACAAUCAGUGAGAUUGAGAGUGUGGCAAAAUCUCUGAAGUGGGAAAUCCGAAUGAUCUAUUCAAAAGAUAAGGAAGGGUUGCUUUGCGUUCAAAAGAAAUGGUGGCGUCCCACAGAGGCUGUAAUGAUACCAUCAGCCAUUAGUUAGAGAUGAUGUUUCGGUCAGUUUAACUGUCAAAAGUUGCCACACUGGUCGAAAUAGCGUGUUAGGUAUUCAUUCCAUUUCACAAGAAUUUCGAUAUAAUCAGUAAUGUAGCAAUUCCAUUUUGAAAUGUAAAAUUACAAUGGCUGAUUAUUCUUUUAGCCAUCUUAUUAAAGUAGCAUAGGAGGGUUUAUCAUAUCAUUAUGUUAGGAAAGUCAAAUGUACUCUUGAUUUGUUAACUCAUCAUCCCUGGAAAUGUAUACUAAAAGUGUUCCAAGAAUUUGUCA